AUGCCAGACGGACUUAUUACAAGCAGGUAAGAUAAAGAACAUUUCGUAGCUAUCUUUCUUAGGAUGUUUCGGUGUUGCCUGAUAAUAACACUUGUGAAACACAUCCCCAUCUUUGUUUACUUGUUUUAGCCAGUCCUUGUAUUUCCCUGUACCAGCCCAGGGGUCCCUUUGACUUAGUUGCAACUAUUCACCAAACUAUUGUGCACAUAUUAAUUCAUACCAGCAAGUAGAGAAAUAAAAGUUGUCAUUGACAUGUUUGCUGGAUUCCUUUCUUGAUGUUUACCGUUGGGACAGUGUGGAAUGAUGUUUAUGCAAGAUGUCACUCCACAGUUCUGUUCUUGUAUGAAUCUUGCACUUUGUGCAAUUACUUUUGGUCAAUGUCACAAUGUUUUUCAUCCCAGGCCGUUGCAGAAUGAGGUGACAGGCAUAGAUCUGCAGGUGCCUCUUUACCAGGAGAUCCGUGGUACCAUGAUGACAGGUCAUGUGGAGUACCAGAUCAUUGUGGUGACUCGGCUGGCUGCCUUCAAAUCCGCCAAGCACAAACCUGAAGACAUUGUACAGCUGGUGGUAGGUAGUCAUAGUCCCAUGUAAGUUAGGUGGAAACAUAAGUAUUAGCAUCCUGUCCUUAUUCACCUCAAAGUCACCUCAAACUAACAUUGAAAGUGAUGGUGUAGUAGCUACUGCUUGGUUUGAAAUUGUAGGAACACUUCACUGUAGUAUUGAGUAUGUACAGUAUGCAUUCCUAAACCCUUUAUAACAGCUACAUAAUGCAUAAUCACAUUAAGAUUUUGAACAACAACAAAAUAUACAAUUCUAUCGGCUGGAAUUUAACCCCAAAGCAUUGCUAUAAAGGCUACAGGUGUACCUAGACCCUGCAUGUUUUACAUGUGUUUUGCAGGUUUCAAAGAAAUACAGUGAAAUUGAUGAGUUUUACUACAGACUCAUGGGUCAGUAUCCGAAGAUCACCUUACCAGCCAUGCCUCGCAAGGCCCUGUUUGUAGGCGAGGCAGACAUCCGGGAGCGUAGGGUGGCCUUUGACGAACUGGUCAAGUUCAUCUCCAAGAAUUCCACACUUGCUACUUGCCCAGAGGUGUUGGAGCUCUUAGGUAAUGUACCACAAUCCACUACAGUAAAUAGUAUUUUUUCUAUACAGUUUUUAGACAUUUUAAUAUGCUCUUUCCCACUCGUUCCAACUAAAUAUGGCACCAUGCACUGUUGGCUGGUAAAUGGCUGGAUUUGCUUGUCUCUGACCGAAACUUGCACUUUCUAACUCAUUCACCUACAUUAAUGCCACCCCUCCCAGCUUAAUGCAAACUACAUAGGUCAGAAAACUUUCAACUUUGGGGAGUAGUACUAAUACUACCGCACUGCACCAAACUGUGACGUUAUUAUUUGAACAAUGAGGUUACUGUAUAUCAAGGCGGUCAGGAGUUCAAAACUGACAUGUAUCUGCCUUGCUAGUUAUUUAAGAAAGGUAUGAAUUAUGAACCAACAGAAAAAAAAGCACAGUACUUCCCUGUAGUGUAGAAGUUGCCUUAUUUAAUCAAUAAUAUAUCAUCAUAAAGAAUAUUUGGCUCACAGUUCAUAUUUCUGCAGGGGCGAAGUCCACAAUGGCAGAUCUGAAAACUAGGAACGUUGCAGAUUGGCAGGACCAGGAUAAAGACGAAGGCUUUAAUUUCUUUGAAAGGGAUGAGAUCCCUGCUGCUCCUGCGAGAGUAACCAAACAUGUUCCACCAGUGAAGCCUAGUGAAGAGGAGGAACAUGACGAUGAUGAUGAGUACCUUGGACCUCUAGGCAAUUUAAAGUAAGAACCUUGCUGAGGUUGUGGUCAUCUUAGAUGUUUUUCUCAAUGGUUUUGGCGUCUUCUCAAAUAUCUGUAUACUGGAUGAAGAGAAUUUCAUUUCAGGCUGUAAAUCAACCAAAUUUGAAAAUUGGGAUACUUUCUACAGGCACUGUAUGGUAUUUAACGCCAUCUGUCACCCUUUCCCCCAGGUGCACGAGGCAGAAGAAGAAAACGCCUCCACAGGCUAAAGUGGCUACCCAACCUAAGUUAUCUCUGUUUGAUGAGGCUGAGGAUAUAGAUGACGACUUGUUUCAACUUGCAGCCAAAGACAGUGAGUAUAAAUAUUUAAAUACAGAUUCUGUGUUCCAUUUAUUGCUUCCAUAG
Coregonus sp. 'balchen' is the source of this 2167-nucleotide messenger RNA. The record is from the annotation of a GenBank genome assembly. Lineage: Eukaryota; Metazoa; Chordata; Actinopteri; Salmoniformes; Salmonidae.